AUGGCCCUGUACCGGGUGUGUGUGACCACUGGCCCCUACCUGAAAGCGGGCACUCUGGACAACAUUUCAGUCACACUGGUGGGCACGUGUGGUGAGAGCCCCAAGCAGCUGUUGGAUCGUGUGGGCAGGGACUUCGCCACCGGCUCGGUUCAGAAGUACAAGGUGCGCUGCUCAGGAGAGCUGGGGGAGCUCCUGCUGCUGCGUCUACACAAGGAACGCUAUGCUUUCUUCCCCAAAGACCCUUGGUACUGCAGCCACAUCUGUGUCACUGCCCCUGAUGGCUCUGUUUUCCACUUCCCCUGCUAUCAGUGGAUCGAAGGCUUCUGCACCACAGAGCUGCGACCGGGCACAGCAAAAACAAUUUGUCAAGACUCCCUUCCCCUCCUUCUGGAUCACAGGCAGCGAGAGCUCCAGGCCCGGCAGGAAUGUUACCGAUGGAAAAUCUUUGCCCCAGGCUUCCCUCGAAUGGUGGAUGUUAGCAGCUUCCAGGAGAUGGAGUCUGACAAGAAAUUUGCCUUGACUAAGACUACCGCUUGUCCAGCAGACCAGGGUGAGAGCAGUGGGAAUCGCUACCUGCCUGGCUUCCCCAUGAAAGUUGACAUCCCAUCUCUGCUUCACAUGGAGCCCAACAUCCGCUACUCGGCCACCAAGACGGCCUCGCUGAUCUUCAACGCCCUCCCAGCGUCCAUAGGCAUGAAGUUUCGGGGACUGCUGGACCGUCAGGGCUCCUGGAAGAAGCUCGAUGACCUCCGGAAUAUCUUCUGGUGCCACAAGACCUUCACUACAGAAUAUGUCACAGAGCACUGGUGUGAGGACUACUUCUUUGGGUACCAGUACCUGAAUGGUGUCAAUCCCGUCAUGCUCCGAUGCCUCUCCAGUUUGCCCAGCAAGCUGCCUGUCACCAAUGACAUGGUGGCCCCCUUCCUAGGGCCAAACACCUGUCUGCAGACCGAGCUAGAGAGGAAGAGCAUCUUCCUUGCAGACUACUGGAUCCUGGCCGACGCCCCUGUCCACUGCCUGAACGGCCACCAGCAGUAUGUGGCCGCCCCUCUCUGCCUACUGUGGCUCACUCCCCAGGGGGCGCUAAUGCCCUUGGCCAUCCAGCUCAGCCAGACGCCGGGGCCAGAGUGCCCCAUCUUCCUGCCCAGUGACUGCGAAUGGGACUGGCUGCUGGCCAAGACGUGGGUGCGCAACGCCGAGUUCCUGGUGCAUGAGAACAACACGCACUUUUUGUGUACGCAUUUGCUGUGCGAGGCCUUUGCCAUGGCCACGCUGCGUCAGCUGCCCCUCUGCCAUCCAAUCUACAAGCUCCUGCUCCCCCACACCCGCUACACGCUGCAAGUGAACACCAUCGCACGGGCCACGCUGCUGAACCCUGAGGGUCUCGUGGACAAGGUCACGUCCAUCGGGCGGCAAGGGCUCCUCUACCUCAUGAGCACCGGCCUGGCCCACUUCACCUACACCAAUUUCUGCCUCCCGGACAGCCUGCGGGACCGCGGGGUCCUGGGCAUCCCCAACUACCAUUACCGAGACGACGGCCUCAAGAUCUGGGAAGCCAUCGAAUGGUGGGCCUGGGACCCUGCAGACCCUCGGGCCCCGCAGAGCUUCCAGCUGCAGGCCUGGGUUGGCGAGAUUUUUGCUCAAGCGUUCCUGAGCCGGGCAAGCUCAGGCUUCCCCAGCCGACUGUGCACCCCAAGAGAGCUGGUGAAAUUCCUCACUGCCGUCAUCUUCAACUGCUCCGCGCAGCACGCCGCGGUCAACAGUGGGCAGCAUGACUUUGGGGCAUGGAUGCCCAAUGCUCCAUCAUCGAUGAGGCAGCCCCCACCCCAGACCAAGGGAACCACUACCUUGGAGAGUUACCUAGAUACCCUCCCAGAAGUGAACAUCACCUGUAACAACCUACUCCUCUUCUGGUUGGUCAGCCAAGAGCCCAAGGACCAGAGGCCCCUCGGCACCUACCCGGAUGAGCACUUUACCGAGGAGAUCCCACGGCAGAGCAUUGCGGCGUUCCAGUGCCGCCUGGCCCAGAUCUCAAGGGACAUCCGAGAGCGGAACCAGAGCCUGGCGCUGCCCUAUACCUACUUAGACCCUCCCCUUAUAGAGAACAGUGUCUCCAUCUAACCCCGCCUCCUGCCACCCUGGAGGAAAAGUCUAAGCAUGAGGAGCGCCAGUCAGUCUCUCAGGGUCCUUCGGACCCUUCUAUCUUCUCUGCCAUUGUCAGACUGAACCUUCUCCUCUGCCCCUGGGGACCUCUUCCUACCCAAGUGGCUUGGGCAUCAUCUGAAUUGGGCCCCGACCUAGCAGUAAUCCAGGGUGAGAAGCCGCUGGCUAAAGUCAAACACGCAACAAGUCCACCCAACUGGAGGGAGCCCCCCAUUACCCCUUCCCCUGAUUUGGGUGGCCUCCUGUUUCACUCUCCUGUGGGAAUCUACCUCCUCCCAUCGGACCCAGCAGGGUCCCCAAGCUCUCACUCCUAGCCGCCCUGAAGCCCAAGGCUCCUGUUUUGGACCUUGCCUCAAUGUUUCCCUCUCUACCAAGCCUACAGCUCAGCAAUGCAGCCCUCUGCUCUGGAAGAAUCCGGGGAGGGGGCAAGGGAGGGGUGUGUGUUCCUGACCUGAUCUGUGGUCCCCUUUGACCCCAGCCUUUUUGUGGAGAAGGAAGGAACUGGAAUCCGGCUCGUCUGGAUCCCUAGUUCGGUGUCCAGGGACUGGGAUCCGUGGCUGGGUAGUGUUUGUGGGGAGGGAGUCUCGCUCCAGCUCUUAUCCUAUCCCCACUCUCAUUCCAUUUUCUUUCCGUCUGUCUGUCUGUCCUUGAGCCCAGUGAGUUCAAUUAAAAUAUGUCUGGUA
Molecule: messenger RNA, 2846 nt
Organism: Echinops telfairi (small Madagascar hedgehog)
Lineage: Eukaryota; Metazoa; Chordata; Mammalia; Afrosoricida; Tenrecidae
Product: hydroperoxide isomerase ALOXE3
Exons: 15
Coding region: 1-2121 (706 amino acids)
Biological process (GO): lipid oxidation; linoleic acid metabolic process
Molecular function (GO): oxidoreductase activity, acting on single donors with incorporation of molecular oxygen, incorporation of two atoms of oxygen; iron ion binding; protein binding
Source: RefSeq, a predicted model, not a curated record